Molecule: messenger RNA, 1883 nt
Organism: Tarenaya hassleriana
Lineage: Eukaryota; Viridiplantae; Streptophyta; Magnoliopsida; Brassicales; Cleomaceae
Exons: 1
Coding region: 17-1765 (582 amino acids)
Molecular function (GO): protein binding
Source: RefSeq, a predicted model, not a curated record
UUUAAAAUUUAUCAAAAUGUAUCCAUCCAGAGUUUCCUUCCAAAUUUCUCAAAGGAGAAAACCAGAAAACGCAUCCAACAUGUUCCCGUGUGAUCAACCACCGUGCACAAACCCUUCCUGUUUCUUCUGCAACAUGAAAGACACAAACCCAGUUCGCCGCCGAUCCAAAAUCGCCAGAUUAUUCAGAGAAAUCCCUCGUACGGAAUCGAAAGAACAUGUCCUGGUCUUGAGCGGUCUGUGGAACAUCGCCAUGUCUCAGCCGGAUGAUCCCGAGUUCCCUUCUCUCGGAUUGUUCGAUUGCAUGGCCAAACUCAUACACAAGUCCUCCAGGGACAAAUCAUGGCUUCUGAGAGACCAGAACAUAUUCAUUCCGUUCUAUGCAGCUCAUAUUGUCGGCUCAUACGCCAUGAACAGGUCUGAUCUUGCGGAGAAGGCGGCUGAUUCUGGGGUUGUUCCAGCUUUGAUGGAGCUUUUGAGAGGAAAGAUCAGUUGGGUUGAGCAAAGGGUGGCGGCUCGGGCACUAGGGCACUUGGCCAGUCACGACAAAAGCUUUGCAGCUGUCUCUUUACACGAAGAAGAAAUUGUGAACCUGUCAAUGGAGAUAGCCAGCAACUGUUUUGAGAAUGUCUACAAAAGCUUCGUGGGGGUUGAAGAUAGCAAGAGGUUGAAGUACCACAGUGAUUUGCUGACAAGAGGGCUUGGAGGGAUUGAAAGGGAAAACAGAAAAGCCGAAGAAUGGGGAAGUCAGCUUCAGGGUUGGUCGUUGUAUCUCUUGAAUUGCUUCGCAUCCAGACAGAGAUCUCUCGACCGUAUAUGCGAGGAGAGUUUCUUGAAAAGGGUACGUAAAAUGUGGGGUGGGGUGGCGAAUUCGGAAUCUCCAGGAGGAAUUCGACUGAUAAAGACACUCUGCAAGACAGAAUCUGGAAGAAAACGAGUGGCUAAUGUUAGAGAAGUGAUAGAGAGCCUCUGCGAUCUUUCCAGAUCAUCUGAUGAUUGGCAAGAAAUGGCUUUAGAUACCCUUUUGAUCCUUCUCAAAGACCCAAACGUCAGAUUUCGAGUUCUCGAGAUUUCAGGAUCUUGUCUGGUUGAUUUGGCUGAGGAUAAGGCUCUCGGAGACAGAAUCUGCCAGAUAGUUCUGCAAGAUUAUCACAAGAUCAAGUACGGAGGGUUGAAGCUGAAGAGCAAGGAAUCUCAAAGAGCGAUGGAGGAGAUAUGGGAGAUUAAAGUGGAGAGAAGGAAGAAAGAGAAGCUUAUGGCUGAAACAGAGCUUGUCGAAAGAACAAAAAUGGUGAAAUUCUUAAAGAAGCAAGGGAAGAAGAAGUUUUCGAAGGGUGAUGUUCAAGAAGCGAUGGAGAUUUACACCAAAGCCAUAGAUUUAUGUCCGUUGGAUAUGACGCGAGAUAGAACUGUGUUGCAUAGUAACAGAGCGCAGUGUUGCUUGCUGGUCAAGAAAGCUGAAUCCGCCAUUAGCGAUGCGACCAGAGCUCUGUGUUUAUCAGGUGCGACGCAUCCUCACGGUAAGAGCUUGUGGAGAAGAUCUCAGGCGUACGAUAUGAAAGGCUCGGCGAGAGAAAGCUUGAUGGAUUGCUUGUCAUUCGUAGAUCAACGGCUGAAGCAUUCAAAGCCGCCGAAGAUUCCGUACUACGCGGCACAGAUGAUCACCAAGCAGAUGAAUGCCACGUGGUUAUUCUCCGCCGUUGAAUCGAGGAGUGCUGAAUCGGACGGUCGAGAAAAGGCGCUGGCAGCCAAGGGAACGGAGGGGUAGUUCCACGUCGGAUUAUAAUAAACGGCGUCGUUUUCACAGUUCCCCCAUGAUUUGUAUUUUCGUUUCAAUGAAAAUGAUUUGUAAAAUCGGUCCAUAAUAUAUAAUUUGGUGGUGAUUC